GAAGCAGUGGCAGGGGAGAGAUGUCAGACCUGUUCGUCAAACCCGGGAACCAGGACCGCGGCUGGAAUGACCCUCCCCGGUUGUCGUACGGUUUACAGACUUGAGCACAGAUUGGUCAAAGGAAACCGCUCCUCACAAAGAGAGUGGCAGCACCUCAGCUGGAAGUUUGUGGAGCGGCUGGAAUUCCUCCUGCAUUAACACCCCCUGGCAGUUCCAUAGCCAGACAGAGUAGGCUGGCACCUCCACCCAAAAUUCCCAGCGUGUCUCUCCCCUGCAAACCUGCACUCAGCUCUGCGGGCGCUGAUGAUUGUGACAUCAAGGUGGAGGAAGUUUUAGCUCCACUGAAUAAAACGCUGGAGGCUUGCAGGACGUCAGUGAAGAAACAAGGUGAUGGUAUUGGCAGACGUCAAACAAUGCUGCAAGACAUGUGGCAGAACGGGAAGCUGUCAUCAGUGCAAAGGAGGAUGCAGCAGCUUGCACAAGCAAUGGCGAGCUGCCGGUGGGAUGCUGUCGAUGACCUCCACACAUCUCUGAUGGUUGACCACGGUGAGGUGGGACAGGGGAUGGUGGGAGUGAAACGGCUCAUUGCUGAAACCAAAAAUCUACCACACGACCCGACUGCUGGUGCUGCCCCAGAGCUGAAUCAGGGAACAGUGAUAUGGGGAUUAAUAAACAUAAACUGCUCUACCAUCAAAUCACAGAGCACAAGUCUCACUCAUCCAGAAAAUCCAACUGUGAAAUCCUACAAUGUUAAACUGCUCACAUUUUCUGCAGCAGGGAAAGCACUGCUCAUGGAGUUUGUUAACCACAGCCACACAGACCCAGUGAAACAAGGCGAGCGCCUUGCUGUAGCAGUGGAAACUUUAGAGAUCAUGAACUAUAAAAAUGAGAUUAAUUUCAGUGGUUAUGAUAAUUGA
Amblyraja radiata (thorny skate) is the source of this 917-nucleotide messenger RNA. It is a transcript of the gene sra1, whose product is annotated as steroid receptor RNA activator 1. The record is from RefSeq and is a predicted model, not a curated record. NCBI's taxonomy places the organism in Eukaryota, Metazoa, Chordata, Chondrichthyes, Rajiformes, Rajidae. Gene Ontology annotation, biological process: regulation of transcription by RNA polymerase II. Gene Ontology annotation, cellular component: nucleus.